This is a messenger RNA of Scheffersomyces stipitis CBS 6054, 2117 nucleotides long. It is a transcript of the gene APE3, whose product is annotated as Ape3p. The transcript has a single exon. The record is from RefSeq and is a predicted model, not a curated record. Lineage: Eukaryota; Fungi; Ascomycota; Pichiomycetes; Serinales; Debaryomycetaceae. Gene Ontology annotation, biological process: proteolysis. The coding region runs from base 313 to 1914 and encodes 533 amino acids. Gene Ontology annotation, molecular function: metalloexopeptidase activity; aminopeptidase activity.
AUUGAAUAUUCCUUUCUUUCUCUAUAUUAAGUUGCUUGAUUGAAUUUCGUUGUUUGACUUCACCAUUGACUACUCCUUUGCUUCUUACUAAUUGUCGCUCUUUCUCGUCUGGUACUGACACAAAUUCGAAGAAGAGUCAUCUUGGAAUUAGAAAUCUUACAAUUGAUAACCACUGUUCUUGUUCAUUGUAGCAGUUGAUUCUAAUAUCGUUGUCUGUCUUUAUUAGUUGUUAUCAUUACUGUUAUUUGUCUCUCUCAAGAUCCUAUUGGAAAUUGUUUGAAUAGUUAUCAUUCUUUAUCACUAUACUUAAAAAUGAAGAUCAACACUUUAACGCUCUCAGCUUCGUUGUCGAUCUUGACAGCCAUCAAUUCUUUGCCUUUCGACCUGAAACAACUCCAGCAAUCGUUCCAAUUGAAUGUUCCCGGUUUAGAAUUAGACGGUACUCCAUUAAAGGAUGCACCUGAAUUCUCGAAACAAGACUUCAACGCUUUGCCAGAAAUCGACACUGAGCAAUUGCAGGCGUUGAUCAACGAGGCUGGUUUGAAGUCGCGUGCCGAAACUUUGUUUUCGAUUGCUGAACGCUCCAAAGCCGACUACGGACAUCCUACCAGAGUCAUUGGCUCUGCUGGUCAUUGGGGAACCAUCGAUUACAUCAAGGCCGAGUUGGCCAAGUUGAGAGGCUACUUCACCUUUGACGUCCAAGCAUUCUUUGCUGUAGACGGAAAGGUCAACUCGUACUCAUUGCUUGUCGAUGGCACAGAGCCGAAAUCCUUGCUUCCUUUAAGCUUGACUCCUCCUACUCCUAACGGAAGACCAGUUCACGGUAAAUUGGUGUUGGUGGAAAACUUCGGCUGUUCCGUCGAAGACUUUCCCAAAUACACCAAGGAUAACAUUGCGUUGAUCAAGAGAGGAGAAUGUGCCUUCGGAGAUAAAUCCAUCAAUGCUGGACUUGCUGGAGCUGCAGGUGCCAUCAUCUACGAUCCUGAAGGAGCUUUGCACGGUACCUUGGGAUCUCCAACUGGUAAGGAGGUUCCUACGCUUUCUAUCUCUGAAAAGGACGCAGCACAUUUUGUCAAAGUGUUGUCUAAGCAUCCUCAUCAUAAGUUCAAAACCACUUUAUAUGUAGACUCGUAUGUCAAGAACAUCAGAACUUUAAACGUUAUCGCCGAAACUAGAUUUGGCGAUCAUGACAAUGUCGUUUCCUUGGGAGCACACUCAGAUUCUGUUACUGAAGGUCCUGGUAUCAAUGACGACGGUUCUGGUACCAUUUCGUUGUUAGAGGUUGCAAAAUACUUGUCUCAGUUUAAGGUCAACAACGCUGUAAGAUUCGCCUGGUGGGCUGCCGAGGAAGAGGGCUUGCUUGGUUCUGAUCACUAUGCCAACUCGUUAAGUCCCGAAGAAAAUUCUAAGCUCAGAUUGUUCAUGGACUACGACAUGAUGGCAUCUCCUAACUACGAAUAUGAAGUGUACGAUGCCAACAACAAGGACCACCCCAACGGUUCUGGAACCUUGAAGGACUUGUACAUCGAUUGGUAUACCCAACACGGGUUGAACUACUCUUUGGUUCCAUUUGACGGCAGAUCAGACUAUGUUGGUUUUAUCGAUAACGGCAUUCCAGCUGGCGGCAUUGCUACUGGUGCUGAAGGUGUAAAGUCUCCCGAGGCUCAAAAGAAGUUUGGCGGUGAAGCUGGUAAGUGGUUUGACCCAUGUUACCAUCAAUUGUGUGACGAUUUGUCGAACCCAGACUAUGAAGCUUGGGUGAUCAACACUAAAUUGAUUGCACACUCCGUUGCUACCUAUGCCAAAACUUUCGAAGGUUUCCCAGAAAGAGAAAACGCUACUGAAGCCUCCAUCUCUGAAGCUGGCAAGAAGAAGUCCAACUUCAAGUUCCACGGUUCCAACUUGAUCAUGUAGGUGUAUUUUGGAAAAGAAGUGGACAUUUAUCCGAUUUACUAGAAUCCUACUUGUUUAAAAGUGGUCCGAUCCAUUCAAAUUUAAGUCUUUUACUCUAUUUAACAAUAUAAGCAACUAGAUAUAAGUCAGACCAAUAACUAAAUGUUUAUGAAAACGUAGUAAGAAUAUACGCUCACUAUGAAAGUUUAGUGAAGUAUAUUUUG